AUGGAAUCUAUGUUGAAUCAUUUGGAGGGCUCAUACGAGGAAGCCAUAGCAGCGUGGAAAUGCAGAAGCCUUCAAAAAGCAGAGGAUAGUUUCUCCGCUCUCCGCACCAUGAAGGUAUACCCAGUCCCCAUCGACACACCGUGGUGCCACCUGGAGCACCCGACACCUUUCUCGGAUCCGAGCACCCUGCUCAACGCAUUGAGAGCCUGGGCAACACACAAGGGUCUCCGUCACGUUUUCCUUUUCACCGAUGAAGAGAACGAGGUCUUGUGGAAAGGUUCACUUCUCCCCGAGCUCAUGCAGUCUGAAGACCUUGGAUUCACCUAUUUUCCACUAACGGAUUCUUCUCAGUUUCCUUGGGAAAAAAUGGAAAAGGAAGAGAACGUUCUGCUGGCCGUCUCCAUGAACGAAACCUCCUUGGAAGGAUUCUUUCACAUGAUGAAUGUAAAGCCUUCGUUUCCACCAGCCGUUACUCUCGAGAGAAAGAAUAUGCUGAGGGUCAUGCUGAAGAUCUUGUACAUAUCGCAGGUAGGAGAAUGGGGGAGAUUUCGUCAUCGCAGGCAUUGGAGUUUCCUCAUACCCAGGAGACUCUUGGAAGAUGAAGCUUCGAGUUUCUUUGAGCACUUCCGAGCGGACAGCGAUAUCGUUCUCAUUUCCGACCUCGAAAAGCAAACGGAGCCACUUUCAGGAAGGGCAUUGGCGAUCGUUCAAAAUCGGGACUAUCGCAGCGAUGGGGUUUUAUUCUAUCAAGUAAAUGCAAAUCAGCGACUGCAGGAAAUCGGCCGAUGGACCAAUGGAAAGUUGGAUCUUCAGGACAAGAAAUCACGUAUUGCGUUGAAUUUCCAAGGAGCUCGUCUUCGCGUGGUUACCAUCAAUGCACCACCUUUUAUUUAUGUCUGGAACGACACGGUGGAGAAUCGUUACGAGGGUUACCUCAUCGAUGUUCUCAAUACCUUAGCAGAAAACUUGAAUUUCACGUUCACUCUGACGGUGGUGAAAGAUGGGAAAUACGGAGCAGUGGAACCUUCCGGCUCCUGGAAUGGGAUCGUCGGCGAAGUCAUGAGAGGGGAAGCUCAUAUCGGUCUGGCCAAUUUGGGACAGUCAAAAGAGAGAGCCUCCGUCGUCGAUUUUCCCUCCGUCGACAUCUCUUACGAAUACGCAGGGAUCAUGCUGCGAACGACGGAGGAAGACCCGAAAGAAAAGAUGUUGCUCUUCAUGCGACCUUUCGCAAAGGAAGUCUGGCUAGCCAUUUUCGGAAACAUUCUCCUUUUUGCCAUGGCCCUGGCUCUAGUCAGCCUUUUCGUCCCAUCUUCAUCUCUGUCCUCUUCAAAUACGAGAGACGAACCUCAUCCUUUUCGAUUCGAGAACGCUCUGUGGUUCACAUUUGGUGCCUACGCGCAGCAAGGACACCCAAGAGUUCCACACCAACUCAGCAACCGAGUCUUGUUCGGGGUCUUUUGGGUUUCGGCAGUGAUUCUGUAUGCGUCGUAUGGAGCGACGUUGGCGUCGCAUUUCGCCGUCGCUUUUGUCCGUCCUCCCUUCAACAGCCUCGAAGAACUCCUGGAUUCCGACUAUAAGUUUGGAUUCACGCCUGGAAGUGUAUAUGUUCAGGCCUUCAAGCAAUCCGAACUACCUUUGCACAAAAGGACAUACGAUCGUUGGGAGACAUUCAAGGAAGACGUUCGAGCUGUUCCCCGGGAAAAAGCUACAAGUAUGGUCGCCAAGGGGGGUUUCGCCUUCAUCACCGACGUCUCACUGGCUUCAUAUCUGACGAUGGAGAGAUGCGACCUGACGAUCCUGAAGCAAAACUACAUGAAAAUGAGCAAUGGGAUCAUCUUGCAGAAGGACUCUGAGUACACCUACGCCAUAUCGACUUCCCUGAGAAGUAUGAAAGAAGGAGGGAUUCUCAGCAAGUUGAGGAUGAAGUGGUGGCCUCAAAGCAAAUGCUUUCAAGACAACACGGAUUACCGUCAAAUUGGACUCCUCGAAGUAUCGUCAGCUUUCCUGAUAGUGUCAACUGGAUGUUUAUGUUCUUUCCUCAUCAUCUGUGGAGAACGCCUGUAUCAUGCCCAUCAAGUCUUGCACAUGUAA
Darwinula stevensoni is the source of this 2091-nucleotide messenger RNA. The record is from the annotation of a GenBank genome assembly. NCBI's taxonomy places the organism in Eukaryota, Metazoa, Arthropoda, Ostracoda, Podocopida, Darwinulidae.